Molecule: messenger RNA, 1611 nt
Organism: Branchiostoma floridae (Florida lancelet)
Lineage: Eukaryota; Metazoa; Chordata; Leptocardii; Amphioxiformes; Branchiostomatidae
Exons: 3
Coding region: 1-1611 (536 amino acids)
Source: RefSeq, a predicted model, not a curated record
AUGGAUAAUGACGGUAUCGUGAACUCUGAUUAUAGUUCCAUGUUUGAUGAUGAUAUUGUGCGAUGUGUUGAUAGUAGCCUUGUUAUUGUCAGUGAGGCGCAAUCUCCGGAUGAUGGCAACAACACCGCCCCGGUGGAGGGCGACUCAAAUUUCCCCAGAUUACCGGCCCUGCCCUUUCGCCCAAGCGUUCAGUUCUUUGGGCACGAGGCCCAAGCAGAUGUGGUGCACUCUGACAGUUCUAGACUGUGCUCUGUCUUAGCGCCAGGGGCGUGUCCGGUGUUGAUAGCUCCUGUUCCGCAUGGCCUGCCCACGGUCAUACAGCCGUGGCCUCCCUCCCAGUGUAGAUUGUCUGUAAACAGCGGCAUUCCGACCGACGCCUACUAUGGUGUGCCAUUCAAACUUACACUGCCGAGACUGGACGAUUUUCUCGAUAUCGUCGUAGCGAAAGGCCCUGCCUGUCUCAUGUUUAAACGGGACCUGCGUCGGUACUACAGACAAAUUCCAGUUGAUCCGAAAGACUAUGCGCUCCUAGGUUUCACCUGGAGAGGUCUAGUGUUCGUUGACACUUCGCUUCCUUUCGGUUUGUCAAGUUCAACGUUUCUCGCUCAACGCGUUUCAGACGCCGUUAAUUACGUGUUCCAUCUCGACGGUUAUGACGCGGUGAACUAUAUUGACGACUUUGGCGGCGCAGACGAACCGGACCGUGCCACUGACGCUUACGAGCAUCUAGGAAAGCUCAUCCAGGAUCUCGGCCUGGAAGAAUCCGCGCAGAAGGCUGAACCCCCAUCGACGUACAUGACCUUCGUUGGCGUGGGCGUGGACUCGGUGCGCAUGAUUGUUGAAGUCACCCCCCAGCGCCUCCAGGAAGUGUCCGACAUUCUCUUCCAGUGGCAAGACAGGGACACCGCGACCAGACGCGACGUCGAAUCCCUUAUCGGGAAACUCAUGUACAUUGCCAAGUGCGUCCGCUCCAGUAGACUGUUCGUUUCGCGUUUGUUACGCCUCUUGUCCACGAUGCCGGAUCGUUCCCAUAGUUAUCCGCUAGGAGAAGAGUUUCAUAAGGACUUAGCAUGGUGGGUUGCGUUCCUACGCGUUUACAACGGCAUCUCUAUUAUUCCACAAGAGCCGUGGUCCGUCCCCGAUGCCGUAGCCGCGACGGACUCUUGCCUCACAGGCUGCGGCGGCAUUUGCGGGAACGAAUACUUCCAUAAGGAAUUCCCGCCCGCCAUCCUCCAGGCCGACAAUCACAUCGCGUACCUCGAGACGCUGACGCUUGUCGUCGCGGCGAAGAUCUGGGGCCCUAAAUGGCGUGGCAAACGCCUCCAGUUUCUGUGUGACUCAGCCGAUACAGUUUCGGUUCUGAACACUGGCAAAGCGAAAGACGCCGGUCUGCUUGCCUGCGCUAGGGAACUUUGGUGGAUUGCCAGCCGGGAGGAAUUUCAGAUCAAGGUCACCCACAUCUCGGGCGAGACCAACCGUCAAGCAGAUCACCUAUCCCGCUGGCACCUCAGCCUCGCUCACCAGGAUGCGUUCUUGCAACUCACGGACACCCGAGUCGUCCACGAGAUUUUCGUACCUGACGACUUCUUCACCUUUCUAUGUCCCUUUUAG